Molecule: messenger RNA, 2662 nt
Organism: Thamnophis sirtalis
Lineage: Eukaryota; Metazoa; Chordata; Lepidosauria; Squamata; Natricidae
Source: RefSeq, a predicted model, not a curated record
UCUCCAUGGCUUGGCAAAGACUUUACAUGAAGGACAUAUUAUGUCGAUGGACAAGUUAUAUUUAUUACUGAAAGAUACAGUUCUGGGCCCAGAGCCCACAAAUAUUGUCUUGUUUCUUCAAGAUAGACUUAGCGUGGAAUACUUCACACAAUACAACAACUUCUCCGGAAAUGAGUCACUAUUUCACAAUGUUCAGGAGCUUCUUGAGACUUCAUCAUCUUCAUUGGUUUUGCCAGCAGUUGACUGUCAUGCUGUCAGUCAUUUUUCAGGCCGCCUCCAGAAGACUCUGAACUGGAACUUGGUAAAUGUAGACAGCCCUGACAUAUCAAAGCUAAGAGUGAAUACCUCCAAACCCAGUUUAUUUGAGAUAAACCUACCACCAAUCAGAAGAUGAAAUAAUUGGAAGGUUUAUCAGAUCUUUGCGGCAACAAGGAAUUCCAUUUUUAGCCAUUUAUACAGCAAAGCAACCAUCAAAGGAACCUGUGAGACAUGAUAUAAUGUGGCAUAGUAAGCGACAAUUAAUGUCUGUUGAAAGUGAAGUAAUUGACUUAUAUCCUCCUCUGAAUGUAACCAAUGGGACCAACACCACAUGCAUCCUUUUCUAUGCAACUAAUUUCACACUUACAGUCAAUACCACCAUUCACAUGAAUCUGACAAAUUCGACAUUUCUGUUUCCUAAUGUGGAUACGACAUCAUCUGUUUGUUCAGACACCAAUGCAACAUUCUUGAUGACGAACAUGUUUUACACUAGCUCUUCAAAGGAAUGGUUCACUUUAGAUUUUAUUCAUAUUCUGCAAGAUAAUAUGGAUGCUGAAGAUGAACCUGCUAAAUUUAAUGUCUCUACUAUCUAUGGUCCUGCAGAGUAUUCAUUUCAUUGUCCCUUGGUGGGCACGGAGAGCCACUAUGAUGUAUUACUAAUUCCAGCCAAUGGUAAAGCUAAACAAUGGAAAAUUUAUAUUUCUGAUUUCCAAAUUCAAGCUUUCAAUAUUGAAAACAAUGUCUUUUCCUAUGCGAGCGACUGCACAUCAUUUUUUACAUCUGUAAUUUGGAUGGGUCUGGUCACCUCCCUAAUUUUAUUGUUGAUCCUUACCUAUGGAAUCCACAUGAUUAUGAAUCUUACUACCAACAGUAGAUUUGAUGACCCCAAAGGUCCAACUCUUUCAGUCCCUCAAACAGAGUAACUAUGGAAUUGUAGUUUGGAAAAUUGUUGCCAUUGGCUGUGCCAUCUAAAGCCAUUGAGUUUAGCUGAGUUUAAUAAGUCCAGGGCUUCUAAGUGUAUCGGAUAACUUACACUUGCUAUGGGAGGAAUCAUAUGCAAAGAAUUAAAAAUAUGAGUUGCUUUGAAAAAUGUUUUUUUUUAAAUAUAGGAGACAAUACAUUAAUACUUCUGCCACUCUUCAUUCUCUUCUUAAUAAUUACUAAAAUUAAAAUUCUAAGGGAAAUCUGAGAUUAUUCACAGUUGUUGCCAAUUAUUAAGGAGAUCAGUCUCUAGUGUCAGUGUUAUAAAUGGAAUUUUAAAUACCUAUUAUACAGGUAUUUAAGAAAUGAUUUGAGUAAGGUCUUAUUAAGAAAACAUACAUUGAGAUUAAAAAUUCAUCCUAAGUACAUUUUAGCAGAAAAGUAGGAUAUAUACUGUAUAUAUUUUAAAAAAUGCUUUCUUAUAUCUUCUUAAAUAUAACAUUCAUGUCUAAUGUUGUGAUCAGAUGAAGCAGAGAAAAUACUGCCAAUUUCCAUUAAAAAACCCUGGGUAUUAAAGCUCCUGUUAUGCAAAUGUAUUUCUAACUGCAGAUUCUAAGGUUGCUUUUUCUAAUCAUCUUACUGGAAUGUUUUGCAGCCCAAAUAAUGAAAUGAAUUUGAGGCACAGUCAUACUGAAAUUGCACAUUUUGUACUGCUGGGGGAGGGGGAGAUAAUUGAGCAACUGUCACUUAACUUUUUUUUUCCAUUUUCCCACUUUUUAUUCAGACGUGGGGCUAUUAUGAAUGGGGUUUAAAAUGAUGACUACUAGAUGGCAGUUUAAAGAAAACUUCCCUUAUUUCCAUCUAGUAAUGGACCAGAUUUGUUUCAGCCCAGAUAUAUUAGUCUUUUUCAGAAAGGCACAUGAUCAUAUUUACCAACUUCCUUAAGCUUGCACCUCAAUUUUACUUUAAUUGUUCAUCCACUCUCUUUCUUAUUCCUUCAAAAAAAGAAAAUGGCAUGAUAAUUUAAAACAAUGUUAAAAUGUUAAGAUAAACUCAAAGGAGCAGGAUAUAUACUUAGAACACUUUUACUUCAGAACAGGGAGAUUUGGAGUGGGAAGCCAAAAACAAACAAACAUACAUUACUGUUUCAGAAUUUUCUUCAGGAUUCCAGCGACAAAGGCAUUAAUGAAGGGCCAGCAUAAGUAAAUCAAGGACAGUGAAUUCCAGCCCCACUUUAGGCAUGAAAGCUGAUUAGAUGACUUUGGCCAGUUACUUUGUCUCAACCUAACCUAUCUCAUAGGCCUGUUGUUGUGGGGGGAAAUAGAAGACAAGUGUUAGAUAUGUUUGCCACCUUGAGUUAUUUAUAAAAAAGUAAUAAUGGUGACACUUAUUUUUUUUUCAAAAAAUAUGCUUAAUGAAUGAAAGCUGCAGUAAGAGCAGUCAACCACUGGAGUAGAUUGCUUCAUACAAUGAUACACUCCAC